This is a messenger RNA of Ictalurus furcatus (blue catfish), 1451 nucleotides long. RefSeq names its product diablo, IAP-binding mitochondrial protein a (gene diabloa). NCBI's taxonomy places the organism in Eukaryota, Metazoa, Chordata, Actinopteri, Siluriformes, Ictaluridae. Gene Ontology annotation, biological process: intrinsic apoptotic signaling pathway in response to oxidative stress; neuron apoptotic process. The record is from RefSeq and is a predicted model, not a curated record. The transcript has 6 exons. Gene Ontology annotation, cellular component: mitochondrion. The coding region runs from base 199 to 996 and encodes 265 amino acids.
AAUCGUCAGAUUCAACUGAGAACAGCGAAAGAUUACAGGCUUUCUUCAAUAGUGCUACUUAAGAUAAUUUAAAAAAAAAAUUAUUUUACCUUCAUAAUAGGCGGAAUUUAUAUCGAUUUAGAUCAUAAACAUAAGAUACAAGUCAGCAAGCGAAAAAAAACCCAAAACAAAACAGCGGAUUAAUCUAUAAAUUCAGAAAUGCAAGCUUUGGGGCACUGCGGUUUGUGUGUGUCUAGAGGACCUUUUCAGAGCCGGACCGACUUCCUGCUUACGCGGGCCAACAUGGCUGCUAUCCGUCAAGCGGCGGCGUGUUUACAUUUAUUCAGAGCCACAGCCAGUGGGACCUUUAUCAACAGACAACCUUUACAGUGGCUUCUACGUAUCCCCGAAAUGAUGCAGACAAAUAUGGUGUCCUUGAGCAUGGGCAGUGGACUAUGUACUGUUCCCUUCAUACAGCAGGCAGAAAAUCUCUCACAUGAGUCUCUGAUUCGACGGGCAUCCGGCUUGGUCACAGACAGUGCUAAUACCUACCUUUCCCAAACGACCAUGGCUCUUGUAGAUGCCCUCACACUCUAUACAAAGGCUCUGCACACCCUCAUUGCUCUUCAAAAGCGCUAUUUGGCCUCAAUUGGAAAACUAACUCCUGCUGAGGAAGACAGCAUUUGGCAAGUGAUUAUUGGCCAGCGAGUGGAGGUUGGAGACAGGCUGGAUGAAUGUAAACGCUUUGAGUCAAACUGGAUGAAUGCUAUCAACAUCUGUGAGUUGUCAGCUGAGGCUGCCUACAAUGCAGGAGCAGAACAUGUAUCCAAUGCAUUAAAAAGCAGCAUGCAGGCAGCACAGUCUAAGGUAGAAGAGAUGAGGAAACUUCAAUUGGUGGCACAGAAGAGUCUUGCUGAAAUGAAAGCUGAAGAGAUCCAGAGAAUGGCUGAGUAUGCAUCAAGUAUCAACUUACAGGAUUUGGAGGAUCUUCCUGAGGCUUACCUCCGCGAAGACUGAGAAAGCAUUUUUUUUUUUUAGGAAGGACUGAAUUUAAGUUAUUGUCCAGCAUAGGUUCCAACUUGGAGCCUUUCAGCUGCAAAAAUGUAGUAUGGCUGAGAACCAGUGAAUGAAAAAUAUUUUUUGUUUGUGCCAUAUGUAUUACAUUUGAAUCUAAAAUUUAUGGAAUAUAAUUUCAAGGCAUUGAACUUACAGACUUAUUUGGCCAAUAAUUUGCAUUGCCCAUUAAUGAUUAAGAUAAUUAAGCACAAUAUCCACACAGCAUAUUAAAUUUGUCAUCUUAUGUGUGCUAUCUACAUUUUAUCUGGAAAAAAAAGCGUGUCAUAAGCUGAUAACCACAAUUUCUUACAUGUAAGCCAGUAAUUUGUCCAGAUGAUGUACACACUUUUGAGAUCAUUAAAAAAAUGAAUGUACUACUGCUUUAUUUUAAUGUAAAUAAAAUCUUAUUUUUUCUA